This is a messenger RNA of Suillus subalutaceus, 886 nucleotides long. RefSeq lists its product as uncharacterized. NCBI's taxonomy places the organism in Eukaryota, Fungi, Basidiomycota, Agaricomycetes, Boletales, Suillaceae. The transcript is spliced from 3 exons. The record is from RefSeq and is a predicted model, not a curated record. Bases 129 to 686 code for a protein of 185 amino acids.
UAUCCAAUUUCCGUGACUGAGUAUCACGAGUUGCAUAAACCUGAGGCUUGCUCGACAUGUCCCGGGGAUAUAAAGCCUGCAAUCUACCACCAUUAUGAAAAACAACCAAUCCACAUUCCAAUUGUCCAAUGGCCCACUCCUUCGAGAUUUUCUUCACUGGAAGGGAUGAUCCUCGCAAUGGCUGCAUCGUCAUCGGCGAGGACACCAAGCCAGUAUUUUUCGAGUUCGAGACACAGUACUUGUCACCUUCCUCAGCCCGCACCACUAUAUCUAGCAAUCGCAAUCCUGUUGCAGCUUUGCAUUGGAUGAACGGUGGCCUCGGUGUUGCAACUAUUGGUGAUCGUGAAAUUCCAAUGGCACACCUGGUCCAACAGGGAUCCAGUACAUCCGCUCGUAGGUUUCCUUCUGCGGAUGGCCGCCAUUAUGAAUGGCGCAAGUGUCACGCUGAUCCUAGGUCGUACGAGGUAAGUCCACCCCAAUAUUUCAAAUAUCGUCCGCUACAGUUGAAUCUCCAAAAGCUCUUCUCCGGACCCAAUACAAGAAUCGCCAAGUUCCAGAAGCUUUCCCAAGCCACGCCGAUUGGUCCUUCGCACGGAACACUACAAUAUAGCUUUAGCCAUGACCUUCUAUUGCUCGAAGCCUUGGUUACUUUGAAUCUUAAUAGGUGGUUAGAUUGGACCGGGUGAGAUGUUGGUCGGAAGAAUAAAGGGAUAUGUAUGCAUGUAUUACUGCCUCUGUACGAAUAUCGAUAUCACAACGCCCAAUGUAAACACAAAUUCUCCGUGCAAGCAAGACCAAGCUAACGAGAAAAGAUCAAUAUAGCAUAAACGAUUAUUGACUCCAGCAAUCAAGGAUUUCUCAUCGAUCCCAGCAUGUGUUCCAGUUU